AGUAAAUAAUGAGUCAGUCUUCCAAUUGAAGCAUUUGCUGGAAUCGCGAUAGAAACCAGUUAAUUUCCUGUCUGUCCUAAGUAAUCGUCAAGUAUCCCAGCUAUAUACAAAUUGGUGUAUUCCCAUUCUUGAUUCGACAAAUAGACGAUGUAGAUUUAAUGUGUUUAGCAGUUUCGUAGUGGUUUGUGUUUUAACUGCCUGGCAUCACAAUUACUAUCAUAAAUGUUUUUAGGCCUUUAAUGGUGAAAAUAAAAUGUCAUCUGAAAAUUUGGAAAGCUCGACAAGUGGAGAGACCGACAGUGAAGUUUCAUCUUACAUUAGCCUAGAAAUCGGGGACAAAGAAGGUGGGAAAUGGAUUUCAAGUAAUAGAGCUUUGAAUGAUAAUAUUCCGGUGGAACUUCGUCCAGAUGUUCUCGAACAAUGGAGAGUCGAAAGGCGCGGUGAUGAAGCUUUAUGGAGUUUUCACGUCAUUUCAUCAGUCAACCGAAAGAAGCUUUACGUUACGUAUAAUGAUAACAACAAUGACGUCACUCUUCAGUAUGAAGAUAAUGGAGAAAAUAAAAAAGGGAGAUUUUUCGCUAUUCUUAUCUACCCAGGACAUGGUAUGCUUCUGCGUGCCGGAAAGUCCCGUGACCGGUAUCUUCGCCAUACCAGUGGGAAAUUAUAUAUGGUGACGACUGAAAAUCCAACCGAAGAUAUCAUGUGGCUCAUUACUCCAUCGUUUACUCUAAUUCAAAGCGUAUUGGCACAAUUUAUGGUGCAGAUUCUAGAAGCUCAUUCCUCGCAAAAGUGGAUCUCUUGGGAAGCUAGUGAACACCUACCAAUACAAGCGCAACAAUUGUCUGCUAAACAGGAUUGGAUGAUGAGUAUCGAAAACGAUUUGUCGAUUAAAUUUGCAGCUGGAGAUCUUUAUGCAGACAGUUCACUGCAAUUUGGGAGAAAGGCAACAACAUUCCGAGGACGUUUAUCUUCUGGAGGGGUUAAUCUAAAAUGCAACUGCAAUAACCUGUAUAUAGCGGCUCCAGUUGGAAGUGGCGAUCUUUUCUACGUAGCAAAUGGAAAAAAUGCUACAACUUGGUAUUUCAAAGUUAAAACAUUCAUUUUCAACUAUCCAGAUAAAGUGAUAUUGUAUCCUGCUCUUCCAGUCGAAUCUAAAAUUAAAAGUAAUGAACUCUCAAAAGUAUCCGAUGCUUCACGGUCUCAUUUCAACACUUAAACACUGCAUUAAAAUACUGAAAUGGAAUUAACAUUAAAGUGUAAUUAGAUUAUGUGUAUAAAACCAUUGCCGUAUCUAUACCCAGGACUACAUUAGAAUUUGUACAAUGCAUAAUUUGUCUAUACAAUAAAGGUAAUAUUUGCUAAUGAUAAUGGUUCUAGGGUUUAUUUCAAUAUUAUGAAAUCGCUUUUUGGCAAGCUUUUUGUGGGGUAUAUGUUCGCAGUAAGACGCUUGCUGGGUUCAGGGCUAAUUUUUUUUUGUGUGUGUUCUGGCGCGCUGGCACAUGAUAUUUCCACGUUUUAAACUUCUUUAAAGGUUUUGCUAGCUCUCCAGGAUUCUCCAUUUUUAAUUUAGGUGUAUUAUGAAGUUUUCAAAAUAUAAAUUGGGGAUGGGCCGUCUAUAUUUUCUACGUUUGUGAAAUGGCCGAGGUAUCUGCAGUCACAAUUAAUAAAGGCCAGAAGCAAGAACCCAAGCACUGGAACGUCUGGCCCG
Styela clava is the source of this 1708-nucleotide messenger RNA. The record is from RefSeq and is a predicted model, not a curated record. NCBI's taxonomy places the organism in Eukaryota, Metazoa, Chordata, Ascidiacea, Stolidobranchia, Styelidae.